Molecule: messenger RNA, 435 nt
Organism: Pediculus humanus corporis (human body louse)
Lineage: Eukaryota; Metazoa; Arthropoda; Insecta; Psocodea; Pediculidae
Product: Ganglioside GM2 activator precursor, putative
Exons: 3
Coding region: 1-435 (144 amino acids)
Biological process (GO): ganglioside catabolic process; lipid transport
Cellular component (GO): cytoplasmic side of plasma membrane
Molecular function (GO): lipid carrier activity; enzyme activator activity
Source: RefSeq, a predicted model, not a curated record
AUGCGAAAUACGGGGGCUUGGGUGAAAGAUGCAGAUGUUAUGACGACAUCAUACGGAGAUCUUGACGUCCUCGGUACCAUCGUGACCGCCGUGAAUUUAACGUCACCAAUUAAGGCAUCGGUUAAUCUAAGGAGAAACGUUUUAGGACUUUACGUACCACUGCCUUGUAUAAAAAAUUUUGGUUCUUGCGAAUAUCCGGAUUUAUGCGUUUACGGUUAUACAAACAAAGAAAAUUGUCCACCAUUAUUAGAUGAACACGACAUACCGUGUCGAUGUCCAAUCACGGCCGGUACUUAUAAUUUUCCUGGAGGACAAUUUCAAGUUCCAAAAACUCGUUGGGCAACCAUAUUGGCUGGAAAAUAUAAAGGAACUGUUAAAUUUUUUUCCAAAAAUCAAUUAAUAGCGUGUUAUAAAUUUUUUUACAGUUUAGAAUGA